Molecule: messenger RNA, 1590 nt
Organism: Elephantulus edwardii (Cape elephant shrew)
Lineage: Eukaryota; Metazoa; Chordata; Mammalia; Macroscelidea; Macroscelididae
Gene: KPNA2
Product: karyopherin alpha 2 (RAG cohort 1, importin alpha 1)
Exons: 10
Coding region: 1-1590 (529 amino acids)
Biological process (GO): NLS-bearing protein import into nucleus
Cellular component (GO): nucleus; cytoplasm
Molecular function (GO): protein binding; nuclear import signal receptor activity
Source: RefSeq, a predicted model, not a curated record
AUGUCCACUAAUGAAAAUGCUAAUUCAGCAGCUGCCCGGCUUAACAGAUUCAAGAACAAGGGGAAAGACAGUACAGAAAUGAGGCGGCGCCGCAUUGAAGUUAAUGUGGAGCUGAGGAAAGCUAAGAAGGAUGACCAGAUGCUGAAAAGGAGAAAUGUAAGCACUUUUCCUGAUGAUGCUACUUCUCCACUGCAGGAAAACCGCAACAACCAGGUUACUGUAAAUUGGUCAGUUGAUGACAUUAUCAAAGGCAUGAAUAGUAACAGUUUGGAGAGCCAGCUUCAAGCUACGCAAGCAGCUAGGAAACUGCUUUCCAGGGAAAAACAACCCCCCAUAGACAACAUAAUUCGGGCUGGCUUAAUUCCAAAAUUUGUGUCCUUCUUGAGCAGAACUGACUGUGCUCCCAUUCAAUUUGAAUCUGCUUGGGCACUCACUAACAUUGCUUCCGGGACGUCAGAACAGACCAAGGCUGUGGUAGAUGGAGGUGCUAUCCCAGCUUUUAUUUCUCUUUUGGCAUCUCCUCAUGUUCACAUCAGUGAACAAGCUAUAUGGGCUCUAGGAAACAUUGCAGGUGAUGGCUCGUCUUUCCGAGACUUAGUUAUCAAAUACGGUGCAAUUGACCCGCUCUUGGCGCUCCUUGCUGUUCCUGAUAUGUCAUCAUUAGCAUGUGGUUACUUGCGUAAUCUUACCUGGACGCUUUCAAAUCUUUGUCGAAAUAAGAACCCUGCACCUCCAUUGGCUGCUGUUGAGCAGCUUCUCCCUACUUUAAUUCGACUCCUGCAUCAUGAUGAUCCGGAAGUGUUGGCAGAUACCUGUUGGGCUAUUUCCUAUCUUACUGAUGGUCCAAAUGAACGAAUUGAAAUGGUUGUGAAAACAGGAGUCGUACCCCAACUCGUGAAGCUUCUAGCAGCUAUUGAAUUGCCAAUUGUGACUCCUGCAUUAAGAGCCAUAGGGAACAUUGUCACAGGAACUGACGAACAGACUCAGGUUGUAAUAGAUGCAGGAGCACUUUCUGUGUUUCCCAACCUCUUAACCAAUCCUAAAACCAACAUUCAGAAGGAAGCUAUGUGGACAUUGUCAAACAUUACAGCAGGCCGUCAGGACCAGAUUCAGCAAGUAGUGAAUCAUGGAUUAAUCCCACUCCUCAUUGACAUUCUCUUAAAGGCGGACUUUAAGACUCAAAAGGAAGCUGUAUGGGCUGUAACCAACUAUACAAGUGGUGGAACAGUUGAACAGAUUGUAUACCUCGUCCAAUGCGGCAUAAUAGAGCCACUGAUGAACCUUUUAACUGCGAAGGAUACCAAGAUUAUUCUGGUUAUUCUGGAUGCCAUUUCAAAUAUCUUUCAGGCUGCUGAGAAAAUUGGUGAAACUGAAAAGCUUGGUAUAAUAAUUGAAGAAUGUGGAGGCUUGGACAAAAUUGAAGCUCUACAAAACCAUGAAAAUGAGAGUGUGUACAAGGCUUCAUUAAAACUGAUUGAGAAGUAUUUCUCUGUUGAGGAAGAAGAGGAUCAGAAUGUUGUGCCAGAAGCUACCUCCGAAGGGUAUGCCUUCCAAGUUCAGGAUGACACUGCUGGGACCUUUAACUUUUAA